GAAAUCGUAUGCCGCUAUAUAUUCCUGUUGUCUGUGACAAGAAGGCUUCCUCUAGGAUGGGCUUCCAUCUGAGUGGAAUAUAACCAUCCAUCUCCCAGUUACGGGAAGAAUAUGAAGUAAUUGUUAAUGGGUGGAAGUGUUCCUGCCUCAGGUCCCCGGACCUCCACCCCUAGAGUGUCACAGGGGAUUGUACUCAAGACAGCAGCCCAUGCAGAAUGGAGGAAGCCAGUGCUGGCCAACACGGGGAGUGACCCUUGCAGUUAGUUCUCCAUUGAAAUGUUGUCCUUCUGGGAUGUGGCCAUUGAUUUCUCUCCAGAAGAGUGGGACUGUCUGGAGCCUGCUCAGUGGGAUCUGUACAGGGAUGUGAUGUUGGAGAAUUACAGCCACCUCGUGUUCCUGGGUCUUGCUGUCUCUAAGCCAUUUCUGGUGACAUUUCUGGAGCAAAGACAAGGGCCUUGGGAUGUGAAGAGACAAGCAGCAGCCACUGUGCAUCCAGGAAUAAUACCCAAUGAUCCUAACAAUUACAGCAAGCGCACUAAUUGUAAAUCACUCCUUAUUACACAAAGAAGAAUUCAUAUAGGGGAGAAACCCUACAAGUGUGGAAAAUGUGGUAAGGCCCUUAGUUCUCAUAAAACACUUUCUAUACACCAGAGACUUCACACUGGAGACAAACCCUACAAGUGUGAACAGUGUCAUAAGGCCUUCAGUACUCGCUCCUCACUUUUUAUACACAAGAAAAAUCAUACUGAUGAAAAAAUCUACAAGUGUGAAGAAUGUGGCAGAUCAUUUUACUAUCUUUCAAUGCUGAAGCAGCAUCAGAGAAUUCAUUCUGGAGAGAAACCCUACAAGUGUGAAGAAUGUGGGAAAUCCUUUAGCUUUCCCUCAUUCCUUAAGCAACAUCAAAGACUUUAUUGUAGAAAAAGUGCCUACAAGUAUGAAGAAUGUGUCAAAGGAUUUUCCCCUCCUCUACACCUUCAGGAACAUGGGCAAAUCCGUACUAAAGAGAAACCCUACAAGUGUGGAGAAUGUCAUAAAGCCUUUCGUUAUCACUCAGCCCUUAGGAUUCACAAGACAGUUCAUACUGGAGAGAAACCUUACAAGUGUGAAGAAUGUGGCAAAUGUUUUUCCUCAUCUUCCUGCCUUAAAAAACAUCAAAUACUUCACUCUGAGGACAACCCCUACAAGUGUGGAGAAUGUUAUAAAACCUUUCGUUGUCAAUCAGCCCUAAGGAUACACAAGACAGUUCAUACUGGAGAGAGACCUUACAAGUGUGAAGAGUGUGGCAAAUGCUAUUCCUCACCUUCCUGCCUUAAACUACAUCAAACAGUUCACUCUAAAUACAACCCCUACAAGUGUGGAGAGUGUGGCAAAUGUCUUUCCUCAUCUUCCUGCCUCAAACGACAUCAAACAAUUCACUCUGAAGACAAACCCUACAAGUGUGAUGACUGCAGCAGAUGUUUCUGCUCAUCUUCAUCUCUUAGACGGCAUCAAAAAUUCCAUUCUCAAGGCAAUCCCUAUAAGUGUGAAGAAUGUGACAAAAGGUUUUCAUGUUCUGCAAGUCUUCAGGAGCACCAAACAAUUCAUACUGGAGAGAAACCAUACACAUGUGAAAAUUGUGACAAAGCCUAUCGUUAUCGCUCAUCCCUUCGGAAACACAAGACAGUUCAUACCAGAGAGAAAUCUGCAAAAGUGUGAAAAGGGUCCUAGGUGCUUUUCCUCAUCCUCAUGCCUUUUACAACAUCAAGCUAUUCACUCUGAAGACAAUCCAUACAAGUGUGUGGAAUAUGGCAAAGCCUUUGCUAAUGUUUAUAGCCUGACUCGACACAUGACAGUUCAUGCUGGGGAGAAAUCCUACAAAGGUCUUAUGUCACAGGCUUUUGCUUGUCCAUUUACAUCAGGGCAGCAGGACGGCUGUGAUUGGUCAGGGAAAAGGAAGCCAGAGCUAAGAGUUGCAGAGACAGGGCAUCUCAGGGGAGAAGGAGAAAGGCCAACAUAGAGGCGAACAUGAACCAGCUUGGCUUUAGCUAGCCACACAUAGUUAUGAUAUAAGGUUAGAAUAAUUGGGAUAAAGCUUUUAUCAUCAUCAACUGGUUCUGAAAUUACUGUAUUGUCAUCUUAUAAAUUGAGAAUUUAUUAAUACAUACAUCUGAUUGGUUAAUUAUGAACUUCAAGAGUCUUGUUCCUACCGGGUCAAUGGAUGUUGUUAUGGC
Messenger RNA from Mus pahari (shrew mouse), 2210 nucleotides. RefSeq names its product zinc finger protein 58-like. The transcript has 6 exons. NCBI's taxonomy places the organism in Eukaryota, Metazoa, Chordata, Mammalia, Rodentia, Muridae. The record is from RefSeq and is a predicted model, not a curated record. Bases 277 to 1695 code for a protein of 472 amino acids. Gene Ontology annotation, biological process: regulation of DNA-templated transcription.